AUGCCCUUCAAGGUGGAAAUGGGCGGCAUAAAAUUGCGUCUUGACUUUAACCUGACAAACCCCGCCCCCACCACCUUAAGCACACGGCAGGCGGCUGGCGAAAAGUGCAAGACGGACUGA
Colletotrichum truncatum is the source of this 120-nucleotide messenger RNA. RefSeq lists its product as uncharacterized. NCBI's taxonomy places the organism in Eukaryota, Fungi, Ascomycota, Sordariomycetes, Glomerellales, Glomerellaceae. The record is from RefSeq and is a predicted model, not a curated record.